AUGCCAGACCGCGUCGUGAGAAGACGGAACGUCAAGACCCGCAAUCGAAAUGGCUGUUCCACGUGCCGAGCUAGGCGGUUGAAAUGUGAUGAGAAGAAGCCUGAGUGCAAUAACUGCACCAAGUUGAGCAUACCAUGUGGCGGUGACUCACCACGACGGACGAGGUCGGGUCAGAGAUUGGGCGACUCAGAAUCAACUGUCAACUUGGAAGAACAGAACGAUGAUGUCGACGAUAGCUUCACCGUACCGGAAGAUGAAAGUUCUGUUCAGGAAUACCUCGAACCUCCUCCCGAGUUGGAGAGAGAUGCUAUCGAGACUCAACCUCCACUCUACCAUGUCAACCAACCUCAUAACAUACUUCAUGCUUCGGUGCCCGAGACUUCGCCUGGUUGGGGUACUGGAAUUAUCGACAGUACUGUCCUGGACACAUCCGCCAAUACACCGACGAGCGGCUAUCAUGGACCCUCACCGUAUAUGGCAUCGCCGGCGAUUACGCCUCGGCCAAUCUCCCAUACGCCCAUGGGCUAUUCUGGCCCAACCUUUUCAUCGCCUCAGUUUGUUCACCAGGAAGGCAUGCCAGAGCCACCUGGUACAGAUGGGUUCUUUGGCAUCAGGGUGGCUCCCAUGAUACCACGAGGUCUUUUCGAAAGUAUGAAGUUUCCAGAGGAUAUGCUAUACUAUCAUCACCUUCGCGAUACGGGGCCCUACGGAGUCCUGUCAGUCUUGUAUCUCAACGAUAUCCUUGAAGCAGAGUACCUGAACGGGUCUUUCUACCAUGCUGCGCUGGCACUAUCAGCGCUCAAGAUAUCAAAAUCCGACGCACAUGUUCAUCUUCGAAAUCAAGCGUCGAUACAUGCACUAGAACAUUUCGUCUUAGCCCUCGGCGAUAUUGGCAAGAUUGAAGUAGAGGAUAUCAACACACCAGGAAAUGCAAACAACCAGAGUAAACGUCAAAAUGCGGUUUCGUGGUUGAGCACAGUUUUGAUCCUAGCUCAUUUCGAACUAAAACGUGGACAGAUGAGAUUAUGGUGUGUUCACGGUCGGGCAGCUGUCGACUUUCUCUCAACACAUCUUGACCUUGUACGGGCUACAGAUAUUGGUGAAUCGCUUGUCCGUGCGUUUUCGCGAAUAGCCGCUUUGCUGGUGAUUUACGAUCGAACGCAUUCGAUACAGAAACAGGCUAUCUCACCUGAAGUCUCAAAUACUUUGAUUGAACUCCUUGCUUCAUCGAACCUGCCAUAUGAUCGCCAGCUCUACAUAGGUCCACGUGUUAAUGCCUUGGAAGACGAGUGGAGAGCGAAUCUGAGACCAGACGCAAGCUGGGAUGCGCGGGUUGACAAGUUGAGGUUAGAACUUGAAGACUGGAGACGAAAUUUACCUCCAGAAGAAGUCCCAGAUUUUGGAGAUGAUGAUGUUACUGAGGGGAAUGAUGUCGACAUCAAACCGCUCACAAUAUUAACUUCUCACGAGCCUGUCAGAGCAGCUACAAACUACGCACACUUUCUUGUCAUAAGCCUCCGGGUAGACAUGAUGUACACGAGUCCCCGGAUAUCCCCCGCAGAAUCAUCCUCCACAAUCCGCAAAAUCUGCCGGUUAACCCUAGGACUGCCUUACACACUUUGCGUCAGCGUUAAUAAUUACGGCCAUGGCAUGCUCCCUGCAAUGCUAGACGCAUAUCACAUGGCUGAUGAGGCCACGGCCAAUUGGAUCAGAAAGUGGAUUGGAUCGCGUCCUGAUACACGAGAGGGAAUAUGGGAUAUAGAACGCGUUCAAAGAUUGAUUGCGUAUUUAGAUAGAGAGUAUAAUGGACAAGGAUCGAGAGCGGGUUGGACGGUAAUUAAAACGAGGAUGGUUGACGAGGAUGAUGAGGAUGAGGAAAGAGGGAAAAGCUUUUGUGUUGAGAUUUACUCAAAAGGGAAGAGAGGUUGGAGUAUGGAUUUUGUAGAGAUUGAGUAA
This is a messenger RNA of Fusarium coffeatum, 1956 nucleotides long. RefSeq lists its product as uncharacterized. Bases 1 to 1956 code for a protein of 651 amino acids. The record is from RefSeq and is a predicted model, not a curated record. The transcript has 3 exons. Gene Ontology annotation, biological process: positive regulation of transcription by RNA polymerase II. NCBI's taxonomy places the organism in Eukaryota, Fungi, Ascomycota, Sordariomycetes, Hypocreales, Nectriaceae. Gene Ontology annotation, molecular function: DNA-binding transcription factor activity, RNA polymerase II-specific; zinc ion binding; transcription cis-regulatory region binding. Gene Ontology annotation, cellular component: nucleus.